CAUCGCAACCCCCCCGGUCUCGCCAUUGCGUCCUUGUGGGACCGCCAUUGUCUGCCCAUCCCUGAGACCUCCACCAACCACCCGAGCUUCGACCACUGCGCAGUCUCCUACCUCUGGCCUCACAAUUCGCGACAGAGUCAUUCCCUCCUUGCGCAGCUCUUGAGCCGGCUCAGAGCAGUCAUUCGAGUCAACUUGUGUACCCGAUUUUAAGUCGGUCCGACAAGGACCCCAAUCGGCACCAUGUCGACCGACUUGACGGGAGAGCAGAUGCAGGCUAAGAUCACAGCUGCAAGAAGGGAAGCCGAAGGCCUAAAAGACAGGAUCAAGCGCAAGAAGGAUGAUCUGGCUGAUACAAGUUUGCGACAAGUCGCUCUAAAUAACACCGAAGCUCUCCCCCGGAUAGGCAUGAAGCCGCGAAGAAACCUCAAGGGUCAUUUAGCAAAGAUCUAUGCUAUGCAUUGGUCAACGGAUAGACGGCAUCUGGUCUCUGCAUCACAAGAUGGAAAGUUGAUUAUCUGGGACGCCUAUACCACCAACAAAGUACAUGCCAUUCCUCUCCGUUCUUCCUGGGUCAUGACCUGCGCAUAUGCACCCAGCGGAAACUAUGUUGCUUGCGGUGGUCUCGAUAACAUCUGCUCAAUUUACAAUCUUUCAACAAGAGAAGGCCCGACACGUGUUGCCCGCGAACUCUCAGGGCACUCUGGAUACCUGUCCUGUUGUCGUUUUGUCAACGAUCGAAAAAUCAUUACCUCAUCUGGCGAUAUGACCUGUAUGAUGUGGGAUAUUGAGACUGGCUCCAAAGUGACCGAAUUUGCCGAUCAUUUGGGCGAUGUGAUGAGCAUCAGUAUAAAUCCAACCAAUGCGAACGUAUUUGUGUCUGGUGCAUGCGAUGCUUUCGCGAAGCUGUGGGAUGUUCGCACUGGAAAGGCAGUGCAAACUUUCGCCGGCCACGAGUCCGACAUCAAUGCGAUCCAAUUCUUCCCGGAUGGAAAUGCGUUUGGAACCGGUUCCGACGAUGCUUCUUGCAGGCUGUUCGAUAUCAGAGCCGAUCGAGAACUGAUGUCUUAUCAGAAUGAACAAGUGCUUUGCGGCAUUACCUCCGUUGCUUUCUCCGUCUCGGGCCGCUUGCUGUUCGCAGGCUAUGACGAUUUCGAAUGCAAGGUCUGGGACACUCUCCGUGGUGAUAAAGUUGGAUCCCUUAACGGCCAUGAAAACCGAGUCAGUUGUCUUGGUGUCAGCAAUGAUGGCAUUAGUUUAUGCACUGGAUCCUGGGAUUCACUGCUCAAAAUCUGGGCCUGGUAGAGGAGUUUGAGGAGAUCCGAUAUAAUAUGUGCCAUUGGGGGCAACCAUGUUCAAACAACUUCGAGAGCUCGAUUAUCAACACCAUCAACAACCUUCCAACUCAGACUGUUUCUGCUGACACGAGGCGAGCAACGACUUUACGUGACUGGCUGGCUCUGCGCAAACCU
This is a messenger RNA of Exophiala viscosa, 1469 nucleotides long. Its product is annotated as WD40-repeat-containing domain protein. Gene Ontology annotation, cellular component: heterotrimeric G-protein complex; cytoplasm. Gene Ontology annotation, molecular function: signaling receptor complex adaptor activity; protein binding. The transcript has 5 exons. Gene Ontology annotation, biological process: G protein-coupled receptor signaling pathway. Lineage: Eukaryota; Fungi; Ascomycota; Eurotiomycetes; Chaetothyriales; Herpotrichiellaceae. The record is from RefSeq and is a predicted model, not a curated record. The coding region runs from base 241 to 1302 and encodes 353 amino acids.